Messenger RNA from Hypomesus transpacificus, 9799 nucleotides. Its product is annotated as insulin receptor substrate 1-B. NCBI's taxonomy places the organism in Eukaryota, Metazoa, Chordata, Actinopteri, Osmeriformes, Osmeridae. Gene Ontology annotation, cellular component: cytosol; plasma membrane. Bases 416 to 4255 code for a protein of 1279 amino acids. Gene Ontology annotation, molecular function: phosphatidylinositol 3-kinase binding; insulin receptor binding. Gene Ontology annotation, biological process: insulin receptor signaling pathway. The transcript has 5 exons. The record is from RefSeq and is a predicted model, not a curated record.
CACUACGGGCUGGCUUGACUGACAGUUAACCACAGUAGCUCCACGCAAGGGGUGGGGGGCAGUGGAGGGAGAAGUCGGCACUGUGCAAUACAGUAAAUAAGAUUAAAGUACUGAGCCUCGAAAUAGUAGUAGCAGACUGUUUCGUGCAGACGUUGCCUCAUGUGCUCAGGCUUGAAAACUCGUGGAGAGACCGUCUAAAUUGGAGCUACACUCUACAGUCAGAGCGACAGCUAGCUAGCUACUAUUUUCUUUCUGAAGAUUGUGCUGGACCUCUCUCCCUUGCAUGCAUGUGUCGAAGGGAGGGAGGGAAGCGUCAUUGAGGAUGAUUUGAAUUGCCCUGCUCCCUUGUUGAAAUAUUUUACAGUGUAUAAGAUAAGUUUACAUUUUACCGGGCAAACAAGACAACUCUUGUGCCAUGGAAAGCCAAGCAACCGAACCGCAGAAUUACGAGGACGUUCGGAAGAGCGGCUACCUACGAAAACAGAAAUCCAUGCACCGGCGAUACUUUGUGCUCCGGACGGCCUCAGAACGGGGCCCGGCCCGGCUCGAGUACUAUGAGAGCGAGAAGAAAUUCCGUGGAAAGGCACCGAUUCCGAAAAAAGCCCUGGCACUUGAAACGUGCUUCAACAUCAACAAACGGGCUGAUUCGAAAAAUAAGCACAUGAUAGUGCUGUACACGCGGGCGGAGAGCUUUGCCGUUGCUGCAGAGAACGACACUGAUCAGGACGAAUGGUACCAGGCCAUGGUGGAUUUGCAGUGCAAAAGUAAGACCCCAACUGACAGCAGCGGUGCGGGGGACUAUGGUGUGCCCAAUCCUGGCCCCGCCUUCAAGGAGGUGUGGCAGGUGAAGGUGUGGCCUAAGGGCCUGGGCCAGGCCAAGAAUCUGGUGGGCGUCUACCGGCUGUGCCUGACGGAAAAGACGGUGAACUUUGUCAAGCUCAACUCGGACGCGGCCGCCGUGGUGCUGCAGCUGAUGAACGUGCGGCGCUGCGGACACUCGGAGAACUUCUUCUUCGUGGAGGUGGGCCGCUCGGCCGUCACGGGACCGGGCGAGUUCUGGAUGCAGGUUGAUGACUCCGUGGUGGCCCAGAACAUGCACGAGACUCUUCUAGAAGCCAUGAAAGCCCUGAGUGAGGAAUUCCGCCAGCGCAGCAAGUCCCAGUCCAACUCCGGCCCUGGAGGGGGCGCCACAGCCUCCAACCCCAUAAGCGUCCCGUCUCGCCGGCACCACCCCAACCCCCCACCGAGCCAGGUGGGCUUCACCCGCCGGCCCAGAACUGAACCCCCCGUCGGGGCAAACGGGACGGGUGGAGGGGGGAACAGCGCCAACGCCUCCCCCACGCCCCGACACAGCUUCCCCAGGUCUCACUCCACCAGCGACAGCAAGGGGGACGAAGGGCCAGGCAGGGGCACGGCAACCGGAAGCCCCACCACAAACGGCUCGUGUUCCACCACGCCCAUUCUCAGGUCCAAGUCGGCACGUUCUGCUUUGACGCCGGCCAAGAACUCCCUGGGACUGAUGCGUUCCAUCUCCACGCCCACGCCCUCGCCGGCCCCCAGCCUCUCCUCCAGCUCCGGCCACGGCUCCGAGUUCGGGGGGUUGGGGGGAGCCACGGGCGGAGGGGGAGGAGCCGGCGCCUACACCCGUAUUAUCUCGCAGUGCACCUCCGUGUCGGGCUCCCCCAGCGACUAUGGCUCCUCGGAUGAGUACGGCUCCAGCCCCGGCGAGCACUCCCUUCUGGCCCCCUCCCCCGGCCUGCCCGGAGGGUCUGUGGGCAGCCUGGGGGGCCCGUCCCUGGGUGAAGAGACAAACUACAUUCUAAUGGGUCAGCGUGGUGGUGGUGGUGGGAAUGGGAAUGGGAAUGUUGGCGGUCCUACCUCCAGCUCCUUGCCUGGUGCUGGAGCUCCCUCCUCCAGCUCCCAGGCCCAGACCAGAAGGGUGCUCCGCCGGUCCUCUAGCCGGGAAUGUGAGGCCGAGCGCAGGCUGCUGAGCAAGCGGGCCUCCUUGCCACCCAUGGCACUGGAGAGGCUGGCCCCGCGACUUCGCAGGGGGGAGGAGGAGGAGCCCGACGAGGACGCCGCCGACUACGCCAUCAUGUCUCGGAGCACCAGCCGAGAGUCCUUCACCACCACCUCCUCCUCCUCCACCUCCUCCUCCGCCAGGAAAGAGUCAGGGAUGGCUGCUGGAGGAGGAGGCGCAGGCUACCUCGACGUUGCCGGGGAGAUCAAAGCCGAAGGAGGUGGUGGUGGAAAGGUCAUAGGGGUGGAUAACGGCUACAUGUCCAUGUUGCCAGGGGUUACCGCCCCCCCAGUUUCCCUGUCCCACUCGCUGUCCACGUCGGACUCGGAGUCCAAGCCCGCGGACGACUACAUGGCCAUGACCCCCAACAACAGCGUGUCGCCGCCACAGCAGAUCCGCCCGCCGCCAGGCUCCGACGGCUACAUGAUGAUGUCACCCAACAGCAGCUGCUCCCCUGACCAGCGAGGCGGGCUCGGGGGCGGGGCCUGGAUGGGCAGCGGCAGCGCCGACAGCCGGGUGGGCAGCGACUACAUGAACAUGUCGCCCAUCAGUGCCCGCUCAGCCAAUAGCAGUCCGCCGCCACCGGAGCACCCCUCCCAGAUGGACCAUCAACCCCCACAGCCGGCACCCAAGAUGGUCUACUCUUUCUACUCCCUGCCCCGCUCCUACAAACACAUGCCUUCUAGCGGACACUUUGAGGAAGGGCCAGGGCGAGGGAGAAGGCCCAACGGGAGCAGCAGCAGGGGGACGGGAGGAGGCAGAGCGGCGGGCGGACGCGAAGACCAGCCUUUGGGGGUAGGGGCAGCGGUUGGCCGCCAUUUCUCCCUCUCCUCCUCCUCCUACUCGUCCAGCUCAGCCAGCAGCGAGAGCUUGGGGGAGAGCGACGAGCGUGUGGCCCAGGGGGCAGGCCCCUCUGCUGGGGAAGCCCACUCCAAAAGCGCCGGUAACCUCCAGCAGCGGAGAGGAUCCGCAGGGCCCAAGCAGGGCCAGCAAGGGACCGGCCGGACCAGGCCUGUGAGCCUAUUUGUGGACGUGUCCAAAGCCAACACCCUGCCCAGGGUCCGGGAGAAUCCUCUUGCCCCGGAGCCCAAGAGCCCUGGCGAAUACGUCAGCAUCGAGUUCAAGGGGGAGAAGAGCCCCCGCGGUGGGGUUAGUGGGGGGGGCGGGCGAGGGAGGGGCUUACGCCACGGCAUGUCCUUGCCCCAUGGUUCCACCCACCAGCGGCCCCUUCACCGCCCCGCAUCCUGCCUGGGGGGGUUCCUCCCUCUCUCCCACAGCCCCUCCACCCCCGUCACGCCUCCUUCUGGCUCCGAGUAUGUCAACAUGGACCUGGGCCCCUCUCCGUCCCCCUCGCCCCUCUCUCUGACCCCCCUGGGCUUUCCUUCGUUCCCCACCCCUCUCACGCCCCCGGCCCUGGCCACGGUGCCCAAGGCCUGUGACGAGCGCAGCGCUACCCCCCAGGAGGACGCGUCGAUAGGGGCGGAGGCAGGGCCGAGGAGGACCAGGCAGACCAUCCCGUCCGUGUCGGAGUCGGAGUCGCCACGGUCCUGUGGGGACUACACUGAGAUGGUCUUCAGCCUGAAUAACAACACCAUCCCCAACUUGUCCAAUGUUUCUCCCAAAGCCCCCUCCCCCUCCAGGCCCGACACCACAGGACUGACCCUGGGGCUGGACUUCCCUCUGGCCAAACCUGGGCCCAACCCAGACCACGGCGCCAAAGUGAUACGGGCCGACCCCCAGGGCCGCAGACGUCACUGCUCCGAAACCUUCCUGGCCUCGCCCUCCCUUCCUACCACCUCCGCCUCUUCCUCCUCUACCGCCUCCCUGUUCCCUGAGCAAGCCCAGGCCGUGGCUCGCAGACUGGGCUUCGACAGCAUGCUCUGGGGGCCCGUGGGAGACCCGCCCACGCCGUUUCUCCAUCCCUCACCGUCCUCCCAACCCGCCGCCCAGGCUUCGUCCAUAGAGCAAGGCCUCAAUUACAUAGACUUGGACUUGGCCAACAAAGAGAGCCCUCAUUCGAGCCUGGACGGCUCCUCCACCAGCCUGGCCGUCCCCUCCCGGCUGUACUCGUCCGUGCUGAGCAGCGGGCCGCUGGCGCCAGAAUGGAAGCAAGGACGGCACAGAAUGCUGAUGUCCGUGGAAUCAUGGGAAAUGCUGGGAGUCAUUGCGAUCCCUAUGAGCUCCUCCACAUCCUUAAGUGACAAGCCAAUUGGAUCGAGGGAGGAAGCCGACUAGACACGCCCCAAAAGCACUUUGAAAUGACAUAUCUUUAUUUUUCGCUCUUACUUUAUUGGUUGUAACAACCAAUAGGGAUGUAUAUGCUAAAGACUUUUGGCGGUUCUUAUCGCAAGACGAGAGCACUUGAAAACCAAUCAGAAAGGAGUAUCAUGAUUCGACGCCUGACCAGGAGCCAAUCACAUUUUCUCAAACUCUCAAAUUAGAUUCUCAAAUGACACCCAAUUAUCCAAUCAAUGUACUUAGACAAAAAUAUAGAGAAUGAUAAUGAAACAUAUACAAGUAUGUCUGCUCAAGUGCCUCCUUUAUGUUUUUGAUUGUAGCCAUUUGACAAAGAACUUGGCAUUGAUUAAUGAAAUUGAAGAAGCUUUGGUUUUUGGUGUGCAUUUUUUAAGUAAAACUGUUCCACCAGAUGUUAUCUCAAAAAAGAAAGGACUGGUACUUGCAUAGGCCUGCCGUAUUAUUGGUGAUAAAGUUGAGUGGUAACGAUGAACAUAAGGUGAGUUAGCUAUCUGCUGCAUUGACUUAGAGAUUUAGCUUCGUUUUUGUCAGUUUAAUGUGACGUUCUUUUGUUGUCGUUUGUUGUUUUUUCAUGAAAGAAAUGUAUCCCCCACGUUUUCCCCCUCACUUGCAUAAAGUUCUCUGCCCACAUCUAUAUAGGUUUCCAACUUGCUCUCAUGAUGAAGUCUGUGUGACAACGGUAUGCUACUUUGGCGCAGGCAAGUAGGGCCUACACAGACAUUUCUGUAAAAUAGGUCAGAUUAGCAUUUUGCUAACAUAGGCUAGGUCAAAUUUGCCAUGUGCUACUGUAUAUGUGCUAGUAGGCUAUGCUAGAUUCUCAUUGGAAUUACUGGAAAAAGUAAGGUGUUAUUAGUGUAAGCAUUGUGUUAAUUCAGAUUAACAUUGUGCUUGUAUAGGCAAAUCAUCCGCACUGCUAACCGCAGCUCAGAGAAAGACCCAUGACAGAUCCCAGCCAAUCCAAUUAGCAUCUGAACCAUUAGCUCCAUAAACUCAAAUCAUUUGCAUGUCCUGAGUUGCUAAUCCUCACUGUGUUGAGUCACUAACAGACAUGGUUAAUAUACUUUACAGACAGAAAGCCAUAGUAACGUUACUCAACAGGAGCAAAUGCAGCGCUAGCUUUGAGAACGUUUGCAAUAUGUUGUCACAGGGCUCCCAACUUUGUUUAGAAUUGUCUUUUCUUUUUUUCUGAUGUUAUACUCUUCUGCUAUGCAUAAGCACUAAAGUGCCUGUCUGCUUGUAUGUGUCUGUCUGCCCCUGUCCUCCCUAUCACUAUUAGGGCUAUCCGUGCAGAAUAUAGCUUGUCUAUUUUUCCCCCAUGCGGCUGUACAAAUCUGUAAAGGUACUUAGUUGAGGUUUUGUUAAUGAUGAUUAUGUCUCAUGAAAUGACUUGAUCAAUGGUCCCGGCUUUAUGGGGUUGGUGCUGUUUGCUUUGCCCCAAAAUGGAGGACUAUCUCUGGGCUCCCAGUGCCAAAACACAAGGAAAGGAAAACUACAGAAAAUACCAGACAACUGAUACUAUAACUACGCUGUGAUUCUUUCAGACAAUACAGGUCUAAAAAAAAAAGAAAAAAAACAGAGUUUUGAUGUCUGGUUCUAAAAGCUGUUGUCACCCUGUCUGCUGUCUUGUAUUUCUUUAGCAGCUUGUUAGGGACUCGUCUUGCCUCAUAGUCUGUGUCACUUUUUACACAUUUCGAAAUGACAUGUUGAUUCAUAAUUACAUGGAGGAAGCCGCCUACCCCCAGAAGGAAAACUAUCACAUAUUACUACAUUAGCCUACUAAGGCGCUUUUCUAUGUUCCUGUCUGUCUGCCCGCCAGGAUCGCUUCAUGCACUUUCUCACCCGUGUCACAUGACUAGGGGCCAGAGGGAAACAAAGCAGCUUUAUGACAAGCUGAUUGGGAUCUUUGGUCUGACUUAUUACCCUUAAUGGUGGCUCAUGCAGUAGUGAAAACACAGCCCGGUCUUCGGCCUCACUGUGUCGGGUGUGUUCCACUUCAGGUUCAUAGCCUGGCUUGACGUUUAACCGAAGGCAGAAGUGGACACAGACGCCCUAACACACAGUGAAUACCUGUAAUGUGACCAGAUACUUAGGGAAAAUGUUGCGACAAAAUGAGUCUUCAUCAGUAAAAUCUGGAGAUAUCGGUCAUUUGCGUCAACCCAAUUUAUAUAAAAAUGUUUUGCUCAAGUUGACUCCUAAACCAAAGUUUGUAGAUAAUGUAUGUUAUAAGAAAACAUGCAUAUAGACAGAAAAACAUUCAACAUGAUAUAAAAGCACCUUACAAACAAGGAUCUGUGAGCAAAGUCUCUCUUCAAGUCUACUAAGAAGAAGUGACUAAGAGGCAAGAGUGUCCUCUUUACGUUGGCUAUAAUAGCUACCUUGUUUAUAGAACUGUUGUGUUAAUAUGAAAAUGUAUGUUGACAAUGACGUAUAAUGAAUGAAGUUGAUUUAAGAAAGAGCUCAGUCUAAACAGGUUUUAACCAGACUAGGGAUUGAACAGAAUAUGUAUCCUUGGCAGAACUGAAGUUGCGCUAUUGUGCUCCUCUGCAUUGAUAGUGGGUUUGUGAUGUUUUUCAAAAGGGACUGGGUGACAUGUCCUUCAUCUUUAGCUUUCUUUCCUUUUGACAAGGAUGAUCCGGAAUGGAAAAUAGGGAUUUUUAUUAGCCUGUGAUGUAGACAACCUCACCUUUGUUGCUUGAAAAAAAGAAAAAAAACAACUGUCAAAGAAAAAAAAAGAAAAAACAGUUGAAGAACAAAGACGUGUUGUUUUCUUUUGUGAGUGACACGGAGACUUCUCCCUGGGUGGAUAUCAAUCAUGACCCUCCACAGCAGGCGUCUGUGAGGCAGCAUGGAUUCACAUGAGAGAACAGCCACACUCUCAGAUAAGCAAAGUGCCUGACACAGUCCCAGCUUCAUGGGCCAGAAGAGCGCUCGCAUUUGCAUGUAACGACACACACAGGCUGUGCAGUUAGCUAAGUGGCAUUGCAAAGAUAACAGAACUGUUAUGUUCAAAGCUCAUGAAGGUGAUUAGUAAUCAUUAUUGAUAACAUCAUUCCCACUCAACAGUGGCUAGUGGCCAAUACAGUUAAUCACUCAACUUACUAGUUUAUGACCCACUGCAAGUGCCUUACAAAUGGCACUCCCUUUCAACCCCCUGCCCCCACCAUCCCCCUCCACACACAUACACCCCACCCCACCUCUCUCAACUCACUUCAAUCCGUUUUACUGGGUAGGAUAAACCUGCCUCACAUCUUAAUCACCCUCCCUCCCUGCUCCUUUCUUUCUCUUCCCCCGUCCGAAAACCGGCAGCAUUUUGAUACCGUCUUCGCCUUCUCCCCUCACAGAUGGCUGAGUAACUCGAUCUCAGUGGAUGUUGUGCUCCGAACCUCCGCGGAGGAUGAGUAGGCAUGAGCGCCGACACCUGUGGAGCACCUGCAGGGGAUCCACACAGAUGCCAUCCUCUCAGUGUCCCGUGCAUGAAUAGGGAGAGCGGAGCGGAUGGAAAAGACACGUGUCGUCACCUUUAGAAUAUCGGAGGUGGUGCCCCCACGCCUGAGGACUGUAAGAAAGCCACUGCAUGUAUCUUCUCUUUCGCUCCGUUCAACCCGUUUUUUGCACUCCAUGUGAAUAAGCAGCCGUUUUCACCCUCUGUCACCUAUUAACAGCUUUUCCCCACCGCUUUCUUAUAUCUGGUUUCUGGCAGUUGGAAUACUAAAGGUUACAAUUUCAAUUUAGUUUUGAAACCUUAAAUAGUUCUGUCUGACCUAAAAAGGGUUCUACCUGAAAUUUCUGGGACAGUUCCUUAUUAUAGAUAUAUAAAGUCCUAUUCUUUCUGUUUAGUUUGCAUAGCUUAGCACUAAUGACAGAUCUGUUAAAGAAACUUGCCUGCAUUAGAGGUCUGGUUUUCACUCCUGACAGGACAGUUAGUGGGACACUGAGCUGGGCUGCAAAUGAAUAGCUUUUCAUUGAGAAAGAGACAGGCAAGUAGGAGGGGAAACAUUAUGAAAUGAAGAUGCACCACUAGGAAGAAAGAAAAGGGUGGAUGGGUUUUAGGAUCCCACUGCCAUCUGGUCUGUAUCGUGGAGUUGUGGUAGCAGUGCCCCUGUCCGGUCAUUGUAGCAUUGGUGGCUUGUGAUCUGUCCCCAGUAAAUCCUGCCAGAGAGAUGGGGAGGGGGAGGGGGGUUGGGUCUGUGCCGAAGCAAGGUAGAGGACAUCGAGUUCAGACAAGAAUAGGGACAGACUGUGAUGUCAUGAACCUGGAGAGGAGAGAGGCUGAUGUGAAUCUCUACGCACAUUUAAAUGUGGAAAAGGGCAGUUGGAUUCUGGUAUUACUUUCAUCAGGCUGACCAACAUUCUAUAAAAUAAAAAGCAAAGAGUAAAGCCUCCCACUCAGAAUCUGCCAUCAUAAUUAACAUGUAGUUAAGAUCAAUAUAAAUAUUUCUGGAGAGACAUAAGACAUACUCAUAACAAGCUGCAGUCCCAUUCAAUCCAAGAUUUUAAAUUGCAGUUGGCAAGUUACCUCACAAUAUAAAAUAUCAAAGAAAGGAUUAUAGGAUUACACUUUCAAAAUGUCAACUUUCGGAUCAAACCUUGGAAAUUGAAAAGAGAGGGCAUCUGAAAUCAUGGGUGCCAUGAGAUGAAGAUUGCUGUGACUAAAACGAGAUAGAAACACACAUACACUUCUUUCAGUAGACAAUAUAUGAGUAGACAAUGUAUAAAACGUUCCCUCCUCCCCUUUGCUAAAGUUAUGCUUGAAAUCUCGUUAGUGACACUCAGUUCGAUUCACUACUCAUUUAAAAGUCAUCAGUUACUUUAAUUUAUCUAUUUUAUGGUUUUAUUUGAAUGUGUCUAACGCUGUUGGGAUUCAAAUGUCGUUAUCAUGCAAAAACAGUAGGAGGGAGAGAGAAAGAAAGAGAGCGCUGCAAUGAUAGAUCGUGAGAAAUGGACGAGAAAGGGUCUGGUAAAGACAACAGGUGGGUUUGUGCAGGCUGCUGGGGCUUGGUGACAGUUCUCCAUCUGGUUCAUAUGUGUGUGUUUGUGUGUGCGUGCGAAUUUUGAAGUAAAACCAAGAACAGGACUAUCCAGUGUGCUCCGGCGUGGUUUGGAGUUGGCCCAAAAAGUCCCCUUGUCACAAACACGUCACAGUCAGGAAAACACACAGGCUGCAGUAGAAACACACAGGCUGCAGUAGAAACACUCAGGCUGCAGUAGAAACACACAGGCUGCAGUAGAAACACACAGGCUGCAGUAGAAACACUCAGGCUGCAGUAGAAACACUCAGGCUGCAGUAGAAACACACAGGCUGCAGUAGAAACACACAGGCUGCAGUAGAAACACACAGGCUGCCGGACACUGGAGAAGAGAUACAUCAAAUGCUACAGGUGUGUUUGUUUUUAAUGUAAAUUAAACCCAUUGAUGUAGGGCUUGGACAUUUUAAACAUACUUCAUGGAGCAGAUGGGGUCAUUAUCUUCAAUAAUGUUUGUUCAGUAGCGUCUCCAUCUAAAUAAAACUGCUGAAAUACUUCA